AUGUAUUUACGAAGAAGUACCACUUUGAAAUACCUCGUAGCGGCUCCAUUAGCUGUAGCAUUUUAUUGUGAAUGGCUUGUAUAUGUUGUACAGCCUCUUUUUUGGCAAGAGCUUGUAUGCAGUCAACCCUCGAAAUGUACAAAGAUACUGUUUAUAGCAGAUCCCCAAAUACAGGGAGAACAAGCUGUACCUCCGCCUUUGAGUUCACUUUUCAAUUGGGAUAGUGAUAGGUAUCUAAGGUCAACAUUUUCAGUAGCAAUAAGACAUUUCAAUCCAGACGCUCUAGUAUACCUAGGUGACUUAAUGGAUGAAGGCUCUAUCUCCACUAUGGCAGAGUUCCAUGGCUAUGUGAAAAGGCUCGCUAAUAUAUUUAAUGUUUACUAUCCAAUUGCGCAAAUAUGGCUUCCUGGUGACAAUGACAUAGGUGGUGAAAAUGAACCUAUAAGACAUGAUAAAGUUGUAGAAUUUAAUAAUGUUUUCAAUCAGCAAUCUGUAAUAAGUUUCAAAAAUAUCACUUUCUACAAAAUAAAUUCAGUUAUGUAUAAAGUGCCUACAGGACCAGACGACCCAGACUUAAAUGUAAAAAUAGGUGUUUCACAUUAUCCUGUUGCUUCAAAGGGUUUCUUUGGAAGACAGGUUAACAAAGCAAUACAUGCUGAUAUAUAUUUUUGUGGACACGAACAUUUAUCAAAAUAUGUACGCCAAAAGAAGAACUUUGAGUCUAAAGAAACAUUUUCAUUAAAAUCUAAUGACCCAGUAUUGAAUAUUCAGUUGGAUGAUGAUUGGCUGUACGAGAUAUUUGUGCCUACAUGCUCCUACAGGAUGGGAACUAGUAAAAUUGGAUAUGGAGCUGCUGUUGUUGAAAAUCAGAACGUGAAAUAUACUGUAUUUUGGUCUUCACAAAGGUUCCCCCAUUUAUUUGCCUAUUUAUUUAUAUUAAUAAUAAUAUUGUUUUAUAUUUGUGUCUUUGGUUGUGUACGCUUGCUCUCUAGACAGAUAGUAGCCAAGAGCGAUGAUAUUCUACCUCUUCUACAUCGAUCA
Messenger RNA from Brenthis ino (lesser marbled fritillary), 1041 nucleotides. The record is from the annotation of a GenBank genome assembly. Lineage: Eukaryota; Metazoa; Arthropoda; Insecta; Lepidoptera; Nymphalidae.